Molecule: messenger RNA, 1417 nt
Organism: Schistosoma spindalis
Lineage: Eukaryota; Metazoa; Platyhelminthes; Trematoda; Strigeidida; Schistosomatidae
Source: the annotation of a GenBank genome assembly
AAAUAUGGCUCCAACAGGAUUACCCAAUUAUGUCGUUGCUUGGGUAUACACACUCACCGGCGCCAACUACAAGCAUUGUUUUACAUGUCUGUUUCGCAACGCUUUUUUCUGUUCGCGAAGAGUUUCAGACCACAGCUAUGUAGUCGGUCACUUAAGACAUCUAGCUCUGCCUUUGGCACUAAAAUGACUGUCAGGGAUGCCCUCAAUUCUGCUAUGCGUGAAGAACUGGAACGGGAUAAAGAUGUUAUUAUUCUCGGCGAGGAAGUUGCUCAGUAUGAUGGUGCCUACAAAGUUACAAAAGGUCUUUGGAAGAUGUUUGGAGAUAGUCGUGUCAUGGAUACACCAAUAACAGAAAUGGGGUUUGCUGGAAUUGCUGUUGGAGCAGCUAUGGCUGGCCUGAAGCCCAUUUGUGAAUUCAUGACUUUUAAUUUUGCUAUGCAGGCUAUAGACCAAAUAAUCAAUUCUGCUGCAAAAUCAGCGUACAUGUCCGCUGGACUAGUGUCAGUCCCAAUUGUUUUCAGAGGGCCGAAUGGAUGCUCAGCUGGCGUCGCCGCCCAGCAUAGUCAGGAUUACGGUGCGUGGUACGCUAGUUGUCCUGGUCUUAAAGUUCUGGCCCCUUACAAUUGUGAAGAUUGUCGAGGUCUCCUGAAAUCGGCCAUACGUGAUCCGGAUCCAGUGGUUCAUUUGGAGAGCGAAUUAUUAUAUGGACAGUCAUUUGAUGUUUCAGACGAUGCAUUGUCUUCAGACUUCUUGAUUCCUAUAGGUCAAGCUAAAGUUGAAAGGGAAGGGAAAGAUGUCACUCUCGUUAGUUACAGUUUAGGUGUGGGUACUUGCCUUGCUGCUGCUGAAGAAUUAUCAAAACUAGGUAUCAGUGCUGAGGUAAUUAAUUUGCGUUCCUUGAGGCCGAUGGAUGAAGAAACAAUAUUUCGCUCCGUUAAAAAGACACAUUAUUUAGUAACCGUAGAAAAUGGUUGGCCUGUAUGUGGUAUUGGUGCUGAAAUAUGUGCUCGCGUCAUGGAAACGGAUACCUUCAACUAUUUAGAUGCUCCAGCUUUACGAGUGACUGGCGCAGAUAUUCCUAUGCCAUAUGCUCUUAAUCUGGAGCGUGCUUCUUAUCCUGAUACACAUAAUAUUGUAACUACUGUAAAAAUGGUUAAAAAUAUUCAGUAAACAGUUAGCUUUUUAACUAAUUAACUGCCUUUCGUACCGGCCAUGCAAGCUACCUACUAGUUUAUUAUAUAAAAUUUUCUUUCACUAUUGAUGCAUCUCAGUAUACUUAUGAUUUGUAAAAUUUAAUGUGUUCCACUGUUACAACAACUACUAAUACUACUUAUUUAAAUGUCUAGCAAUUUUGCCUCGGCUGUUGUUUUGCAUAAAAUUAUAUCAGUUAGUUAAUAAAGUAUUUUUUAUUACUUCA